This is a messenger RNA of Priapulus caudatus, 2627 nucleotides long. RefSeq names its product HEAT repeat-containing protein 3-like. The transcript is spliced from 16 exons. The coding region runs from base 60 to 2015 and encodes 651 amino acids. NCBI's taxonomy places the organism in Eukaryota, Metazoa, Priapulida, Priapulimorpha, Priapulimorphida, Priapulidae. Gene Ontology annotation, biological process: protein import into nucleus; ribosomal large subunit biogenesis. The record is from RefSeq and is a predicted model, not a curated record.
CCUGAAUGCCUCAUGCUCUCCACGAUCCCAUGAACGACGUAUAAAAGCUACAGACUGGCAUGGGUAAAGCAAAAAAAUUGAAGAAAAAGAAGGAGCAGAACCCAACAGGUUUGAUGAGUGUCAAAGAUGCAGAGGCUGAAGCAGAAGUUGAAGAAAUGAACACAGUUGAUAGAAAUCAUCAUGCCAUUGGUACUAUUGGUGCAAUUAUUGAAAAGUUGCAGUGUGGUUCCGCUGAAGCCAAAGAAUGUGCUUGCACAACAGUUGCCUCGCUAGUCUCGCAGAAAGAAUCCAUUCAGCUGUUGACAUCGAACAGUGUACUACGCAUCAUUGGGCCACUCCUCAUCGAUGAUAGUCUACAGGUCAGGAUGUCUGCUGCGGGAGCACUCAGAAAUGUUAGUGCAUAUGGUGGAGCAGAUGUUUGUGAAGACAUGGUCAAGCAAGAUGUUCUUACACCUCUGAUUGCUCUCUUCAAAAAGCAAUAUAGUAACUCAUGGAUGCCGGAAAAGAUGAAACAACCUUUAGGUGGCAAAGAAGUGUUAGAUGUGAACACAGAAACAUUCACUCAUGCUGUACACUUGCUCUGGAAUCUUUGUGAAAACAGUAGUGCUGCCAUCAGAGUAUUCAACAAGGAAAACAUUCUGCACAUUCUGACACCAGCACUUCAGUUCGACACUUAUGGGAUUGAUGCUGCAAUAUCUGUUGCCCGAUGCCUGCAUGCCAUCUCAGAAGACAACCCCGAAUUUGUCUCAGCAGCUGCAAGCACAGAUCUCAGUGACACUCUGACAAAAUUGGUUAUUAGUGACAAAAGUGAUGCUGAACAUCUACUUCUCAGGUCACUAGCCAUAGGAAUUCACCUGAACAUGGCUGAUGGAAAAUUGGAGAGUAAAACGGUCAUGCCCAUUAUUACCGUAUUAUGUAGCUGCUUUAGACUUGAUUCGACAAUGCAGCUAACAAUGCUAGCAGCAAAACUAGAGGAAACAUCUGCAGAAUUAGGUGCUAGCAGUGGUUCAGCAGAGUUCCAUAGUUCAGAGCUUGAUGCUACUGUUAAAAAAAUUGAAAAUAUCCUUGAUGCACAGCAGACUGCCUUAGAAAUAACAACCAACAUCUGCUGCACUGAUGAUUGUGAGGAAGAAGAGUGGGAAGAUCUGGACAGCAGUGAUACUAGUGAAAGCAUUGCAGAUAUGGAGGUUGAAGAGCAAGUCACUGAUUCGUGCAUAGGAGAUAUGGUUCCAGAUUUACAUGAAGCCAUCAAUAGUCAGGCUCUACUGCAAAAGGUUAUUAUCCUGAUGAAAGACCUUGACACUGUGACACGAGAGAAGCUGUCAUGCCACAGCCAAGGAAACAAGCUAAUUUCAAGCCAACUGAGAGUACGGUGCCGGGCUCUACUUUGUAUAAGCAAUAUGGUGGCAAAGCUGAGCCCAGAUGAUGUAGGUGGCCAUGAUGGUUUAUGGGAGUUAUGGACCAUGAUUGGGACAGAAGCAUUUCAAGUGGCCAAGAUUGGCGAUUUAGAAUUACUGGAGUCUUCAACGAGUGCAAUGAGGGCUGUUCUUCAACAACUCUGUGAACUUAAGUCACCAAAGUUCAAAGACAUGCUGCCUAGCAAUUUGCAGCUAUUGUCAGAAGUUGGGCAACAUUGUGAGGAACCAGCGGUUCGUGCAAAUAUCGUUCGCAUUCUGAAGACACUUGGAUGCUUUCUAGCUGCUGAUGUAUCUAGCAUGGAAGCUCUCAAGGGCAUAGGUUUGUUUCUAGUGGAGAUGUGCAGCAGAGACGCAACUUUGUGGGUGUGUGCAGAAAGCUUGGAUGCCAUAUUUGAUCUGUUUGGGCAAGAUGGUGCUAUUAUAGAGGAGGUUUGCAGAGCUAUCGGGCUUGUUGACAAACUGAAAACGCUAUCGCCAGUGUUUAGGAGCAAGAUCCAGCAACAGAAGAAGAGUCUUGGGGAGAAUCUGGCCAUUAUUCUGACAGCAAAGAACAACCUGACUAGGUUUAUACGCUACAAGGAAAUUCAGUACUCAUGAUUGUCGCUGGAAGCAAAUGGCUAAUGGUAGCCAUGGUUGACAAAGGUGUUUAUAACUGUUAGGCAGGGUUAUUUACGUCAUAAUUAUUCAUGCUUAGUGAUAAAUAUACAUAACCUAAGCUUCUCAGCGUAGGAAUAAAGUUCAUCAUCAAGGUUGAAACAAGGUUUUAAAAAAUAAGCACAACUUACUUUACAAUUUCAAGGUAAUACUCCUAUUUAAAUUGUGAACGUGAUACAGCUUAUGACUUAUUUUGCGCGGUAGGCAUUUUCAGAUUGCAUGGUUUCACGUUGGUAUACACAAAUCAAUCAAGUAAAUUAUUUUUCAUUGCAAUUUUACUAUUGCAAUAGCUAGAAGUUAUUUUUUCACAGACUACAUUGUGCUACACUCAAAUAAGAAGACUAAGAAGUAAAAAGUAAUUAAAAUGUAUAUUUUUCUAAAACAUGCUCACCACCAGUGUCUCAUGUACUGUGUGCAUGUGGCUUUUUAGAGAAACAAUAUACAUUCGUAAAUAUGUAUGUACAAGUUUUAUCCGUUGUGAAAUUUCUUGUUCAUUUGAUUCCUGCCUAAUAAAAACUAUAACUAUAAAUAAAGGCAUAAGCUAUGUUCAGAAAA